AUGGGGGAACAGAGCCCCAAUGUCGCUGCAACAGAACAGGCGACUAAGGUCCGCGAAAGAGCAGGCCGGCCUCGAGAUCAGCUGGAAGUCCAAGACACUCCGUUGGAUGGUGAUGAUGAUGAUACCCUCUACCCUUCCGGAAUAAAACUAUGGAUGGCCGUUGUAUCGCUCUGCGUUGUUGGAAUUUUGACCGGCCUGGAUUUGACCAUUGUCGCGACAGCCGUGCCGAGUUUGAGUGACUACUUCAGGGUCAUCGAGGAUAUUGGCUGGUACUCGUCCGGCUUCUCGAUUGUGGCCGCCAGCUUCACGUUCCUUUUCGGCAAGCUGUACAGCCUUCUAUCCGCGAAAAUGCUGUACAUCAUCAGCAUUUGCAUCUUCGAAAUCGGUUCUCUGCUUUGCACUGUUGCUGUCACGUCACCCAUGUUCAUUCUUGGUCGUGCUGUUGCAGGUGUGGGCGCUGCUGGUAUCAUGUCGGGCUCGCCUGUGCUUUUGGCCUACUAUUUCCCCAGGCACAGGCGGCCUCUGUGGACAACGGUGGUGGUGUCAACAAAGAUGACGGGAAUCGUCAGUGCACCAAUCGUUGGCGGCGCCUUAAUCGACUGGCUUGGGUGGAGGGCCUGUUUCGGCAUCAAUCUGCCUCUGGGCGUCCUCGCACUUGUGCUGGUGUCCUUCGUCAAGCAGAAGACUACUUCGAAUAAUAACCCACGCCCAUGGAGAGACGAGCUCAAACGAUUUGACUGGUUUGGCACCAUAUCGUUCAUGCCGGCUGUCACAUGUUUGCUUUUAGCCCUCCAAUGGGGCGGCGUCAGAUAUAGCUGGGCUGAUGCCCGUAUUAUCGUACUUUUCCUCUUAUUUGGAGCACUCCUAGCUGCUUUUGCAUGGCGUCAACACCAGCUUCAAGACGAUGCAACCCUACCACCGCGCAUCAUCCGGAUGAAAACCGUCCUGGCUACAACUUGGUUUGACGCUUGCGCCAACUCCUCCCUAGCUGUCACGGAGUAUUACAUGGCUAUCUACUUUCAAGGUGUCAAGGGGUACAGUCCGACGUACUCUGGCAUCCUUCUCACACCAAUGCUUGUUGGCAUUAUAGUCGGAAACCUUUGCAGCGGGGCGGGAAUCACCCUACUAGGGUAUUAUAACCCGUUCAUGUUUAUGACUACAAUUUUGGCGCCAAUCGCCUCUGGCCUUCUAACGACAUUGAGCUUGGAUGAAAACAACGUCAAGGUACUAUGUCUUCUCGGCUUUCUAGGAUUAGCAAUAGGUUUCGGGCUUCAGGCUCCGCUCGUGGCCUUGCAAACUAUCAUGAAGCGAGAAGAUCUGCCCAUGGCCAUUGCAGCAACCGGCUUCGGAGGCCUCAUCGGCAACGCAGUCUGGAUUGUCGUAUCUACGUCUCUUUUUCAGAGCCGCUUGGCAGCCGAGAUAGCGUUGCGUGUCCCAUCUGUGGACACUGCACAGAUCGAAAAGGCUGGUCUUUCCCAGAUUCGCGACAUUGUUGGAACUGAGCGCCUAGGCGAUGUUCUACUCGGAUACGAUGAGGCGGUCACCCAGACUUUGUACCUGCCCGUGGGACUGACGGCGGCGACCCUUAUUGGAUCUGUCUUUACGGAGUGGCACUCGGUGAAGAAAAAGAAGUCUUAA
This is a messenger RNA of Neoarthrinium moseri, 1638 nucleotides long. RefSeq lists its product as uncharacterized. Lineage: Eukaryota; Fungi; Ascomycota; Sordariomycetes; Amphisphaeriales; Apiosporaceae. The record is from RefSeq and is a predicted model, not a curated record. Gene Ontology annotation, biological process: transmembrane transport. The coding region runs from base 1 to 1638 and encodes 545 amino acids. Gene Ontology annotation, molecular function: transmembrane transporter activity. The transcript is spliced from 2 exons.